Molecule: messenger RNA, 1472 nt
Organism: Exaiptasia diaphana
Lineage: Eukaryota; Metazoa; Cnidaria; Anthozoa; Actiniaria; Aiptasiidae
Product: bone morphogenetic protein receptor type-1A-like
Exons: 7
Coding region: 6-1472 (488 amino acids)
Biological process (GO): activin receptor signaling pathway; nervous system development; cellular response to growth factor stimulus
Cellular component (GO): activin receptor complex; plasma membrane
Molecular function (GO): ATP binding; activin receptor activity, type I; activin binding
Source: RefSeq, a predicted model, not a curated record
UGAAAAUGCUGGCUGUUUUUUUGAUGGUACUAUUUACUGCAGAUGUUAUCAAACCAGCAACCACUUUGGUAUGCCAUUGUGAUGAAUGUGAGUCAAACUUAACUUGUACUACAACUGAGGAUGGAGCUUGUUGGGUUGGCAAAGAUAAACUAUAUCCAUACYCCAUUAGCAGAGAUUGCUUUAACUGGCUUGAAAAUGUUAUUGAUUGUGAUCCAGAUGCAGACUUGAGGGAUGARUAUGACUACAGGUGUUGUUACACAGACAUGUGUAAUGAUAACAAAUUGGUAAAUGUCACUAAUGCACCUGCCAAAACAAAAGCUACACCACAAAAAGCUUCAGAAAGAAGUACUCAGUCGUCUUCUACACCAAAUCACCGAUUGCAGUUAAYCGUUUUCUUCUGUGUUUGUGGAGCUGGAGUCAUUGUGCUUCUAUCUGUUCUAUUACAUCGACGCUUUUGUGUUUGUGAAAAUCCACCAAGAGACGGCCCUCAGGCUCCACAAUCAAUUGAACAUGGGAUUGUAACCGAUCCAUUUUCAAGCACUGCCUCAGCUAUGACCUGCAUGACACAGCGUACAAUCGCACAAGAGGUUUCUAUCUAUAAUGUGAUUGGUGGGGGGCGAUUUGGUAAGGUUCAUAAGGGAAUAUGGAGAGGGGAUGUUGUAGCCGUGAAGAUAUUUAAAACUACGGAGCAGGAAGCYUGGGAACGAGAAAUAGAGGCAUAUUCUAAAUACUAUCURCACCACAGGAAUAUCUUGGGAUUUAUAGGUUCUGACUGCAAAGAUGACUUGAUGCAGAUCCAGUUAUUGAUUGUAUUUGACUACCACGAGAAUGGAUCCCUAUAUGACUACCUUCAAAGUGCUACACUGUCAGUAGCAGAGCUUCUUUCAAUGGUUAUUUCCAUUGUUGAUGGUCUKUGCUAUCUGCAUACAGCAAUAAUCGGACAACAAGGAAAGCCGGCUCUGGCCCACAGAGAUAUCAAGUCGAAUAAUAUCCUUGUCAAGAAAGAUGGAAGCUGCUGUAUUUGUGAUCUUGGAAAUGCAAUCUGUAGAAAUAAUGCCAAGACCCUUGAUCUCCUUCGUCUUGGUACAGCGCGUUACCUUUCCCCCCAGUAUCUGAACUAUGACGAUGUAAGUGUACUGUCCUUUCAAGUUCAUCAAUCAUCCGAUAUAUAUGCCUUUGGUCUUGUUAUCUGGGARAUAAUGCGYCGUUGUAAGACGAUUAAUGGGGUUACAGAACCUUACGAGGUCCCUUACUACGACAAACUUCCUCGAUGCCCUAAUGUUCACGAUGUAAGGGACGUUGUUAUUGUGCAAAAACUGCGACCAGUGAUCUCGGAUAGAUUCACCGAUGAUGAGACAAUGUUAAAACUGAUCAAAAUCGUCAAAGAAUGCUGGGCUGAGAUGCCWGCGGGAAGACCCACAGCGCUAAGGAUAAAGAAAACAUUAAAGGCCCUAAGAAAUGACUACCUUUAG